UGCAAACCCUGCUGCUGCCAGUCCAGCUGCUGCAAACCCUGCUGCUGUCAGUCCAGCUGCUGCAAACCCUGCUGCUGUCAGUCCAGCUGCUGCAAACCCUGCUGCUGCCAGUCCAGCUGCUGCAAACCCUGCUGCUGCCAGUCCAGCUGCUGCAAACCCUGCUGCUGCCAGUCCAGCUGCUGCAAACCCUGCUGCUGCCAGUCCAGCUGCUGCAAACCCUGCUGCUGCCAGUCCAGCUGCUGUGCCCCCGUUUGCUGCCAGUCCAGCUGCUGCAAACCCUGCUGCUGCCAGUCCAGCUGCUGCAAACCCUGCUGCUGCCAGUCCAGCUGCUGUGCGCCCUCCAGCUGCUGUGCCCCCGUUUGCUGCCAGUCCAGCUGCUGCAAACCCUGCUGCUGCCAGUCCAGCUGCUGCAAACCCUGCUGCUGUCAGUCCAGCUGCUGCAAACCCUGCUGCUGCCAGUCCCACCCAGGCCUCUCCCCGCUCUUCGGCCUGCUGCCCACUCAGCCCCAGAAUGAGCGGUUCUGGUUCCGGUUCCGGUUCCGAGGUCAGGAGGCAGCUGCGAGCAGCAUGGGGAGGCACCUGCGGCCAAACUCGGAGCAGAUAGGACUAGAGGCCCAGCGGGCGAUUGAAAUCGCCGGAGGAGGCGCCCAGCCUCCCACCGGCGCCCGCUGGCCGCUGCAUUGUGUCCGCUGGGGUAGGAACCAUGAGCUGCUGUUGCUGUUCCAGGGGCUGUGGCUCCAGCUGUGGGGGCUGUGGCUCCAGCUGCUGUGUGCCCGUGUGCUGCUGUAA
This is a messenger RNA of Myotis myotis, 789 nucleotides long. Its product is annotated as keratin-associated protein 5-5-like. The transcript is spliced from 6 exons. NCBI's taxonomy places the organism in Eukaryota, Metazoa, Chordata, Mammalia, Chiroptera, Vespertilionidae. The record is from RefSeq and is a predicted model, not a curated record. Gene Ontology annotation, cellular component: keratin filament. The annotation marks the transcript as partial.